This is a messenger RNA of Closterium sp. NIES-65, 555 nucleotides long. The record is from the annotation of a GenBank genome assembly. NCBI's taxonomy places the organism in Eukaryota, Viridiplantae, Streptophyta, Zygnematophyceae, Desmidiales, Closteriaceae.
AUGCUGCUUCAUAAAUCCUCUUUCUCCCUCAAACCCACAUCUCUUCCUCUCUCACACCUCUCUCUCACAUUCAAUCCCAAGUCGUUUGCGGCUCGGUUUGUGGGCCAAGCGGUUGCUAUAGCGGGUGACAGCACCGGACAGUACCUUUACCAAUCACUGCGAUGCCGCAUUAGCCAACACUACACUACAGAGGACUGGGAUCCGAAACUAGCUGGGUGGACGGGCCAGGGCUUUAAGGUGAAGCUGCUGGGCACACGAGUCAUUCUGGUGGACACUCCCUUCCUCAUGGAGGCAUGGCCGGAUGUGGAGGGUGAGUCCAAGUCCUCUCACCUCUGGCACAUGCAACUGGGCACAAUCAACCACAAGAUCCUCGAGAUGCUGUCCAAUAUCCCCCAGCUUAAAGCCUCUCCUCCUCUCUUCUCUUCUAUUGCUCUCUCUCUCUCUCUCUCUCUCUCUCUCUCUCUCUCUCUCUCUCUCUCUCUCUCUCUCUCUCUCUCUCUCUCUCUCUCUCUCUCUCUCUCUCUCUACUCCUCCCGUCCCUCAGGGCGAAUCUAA